This is a messenger RNA of Acipenser ruthenus (sterlet), 2931 nucleotides long. RefSeq names its product phospholipase A2 inhibitor and Ly6/PLAUR domain-containing protein-like. The record is from RefSeq and is a predicted model, not a curated record. The transcript is spliced from 5 exons. Lineage: Eukaryota; Metazoa; Chordata; Actinopteri; Acipenseriformes; Acipenseridae. The coding region runs from base 181 to 816 and encodes 211 amino acids.
CAGUCCCCGCUCUGACGCGUUUUUAGCCGUGCUGCUGUCGGUUAAUUUAACGGCAGGGAAGCCCAAUAGAAUAUGGAGGCGGGUGACGUCCUGCCCUGCCCAAAGCAAAUUCGCAGCCCCCACCCGAGACCUGCUGAAUAAAUACGCCCAGCAGCGGGAUUUUAAAACCAUGAACCCCCAAUGGAACCGAUCCCGGCGUUUACCAUCCUCUGCGCGCUGUUGCAUACAGUUUCUUCUCUCAAAUGCCUGACGUGUACUGCGGAGGACUGGGCCUCCUGCCUGGGGACUGAAACAACCUGCGAUGCCUCGGUGAGCUCCUGCGUUUCUGCCAUCAGUACAGUGCUCACAGGUGGCGGGGAACGUGUGACCAAAGUCUUCCGGUCUUGUUACCCCACUGCCCUCUGUGACAAGCCUGUCUCCUUCAACGUCACCACGUCAAGCGGGCACGUCAGUUUAAAAUGCUGCCACACGGAUAGCUGCAACACUGAACACGUGACGGCAUCUGAAGACAGGCCGCUGGCUAAACUGGAGUGCUAUGGCAGCUUUGGAGUGAAACCAAAAUGCAGAUCGAAAGUAAAAUGCUCCGCCAGUGAAGACCACUGUCUCAAAAUAGGAACCGAAGGGCGGAGAGAGGAUGGCGUUAAGGGAUGCGUUUCGAAAAGCCUCUGUGACGUGGACUCCCCAGCGUCGCGGUUCAUCCAGGACUCCCUCACUGGGAGAAGAUUCUGCUGCAAAACCAAAGAUUGCAACAGCGCCCGGCCUCUGGAUCCGAGCUCCCUGCUCAUACUGAUUCCCCUCUCAGCGUUCUUCUUCUGAACCGAAGCAUGCCCUGCCGCCCCUGCUCGAAAUGGCUUCAUCGAAACAAUUCAUUAAACCUCCAUCCAGACCCUGCAGUCUCACUGUACCUGUUAAACAAACCUGGAGUGGACUGAUGGCCCUCCAGGAUCGUGAAUGACUGAUUAGACACCCCUGUUCUAAAUAAUACAACGCAGUCUUUUAUUAUGGUCUGAAACAGCAUUGCAAUGGUUCUGUACUGAGUUCUGUAUUGAGAAUUCAUAGACUUCAAUAUAAAUAAGUGAGUGUAGUUACGAAGGCAUCAAAAGCCUACCAUUGUAAUAAAUAAAUAAAUAAAUAAAUAAAUAAAUAAAUAAAAUCCCUAAAUAUUACUAGUUACGUCAUAUGCCCUGCAGGUUAGAUCAGCCAGUGUGUUCUAGUAGUAAUCGCCAGCGCCCUCUAGUGCACAGCGAGUGUACUGCAGCAUGAAAGACCUUAACGUUAUAUUUUUUAUAAGAACCGCACAGAAUUGUUACAAACGGUAUUACUACAGUAGAAGAUAAUGAGAGUGAAGCUACUGCAAUGCUUGUGUUGCAUAGAUCUAAUUUAAUCAAUUAAAACCCGCAUCAACACCGUGAAGUCGUUCAUGACCUCAUUUUACCUGUUAAACAAACAUGACGUGGACCGGGCCUCCAGGGCCGGGAUUGGACAAGAAGCCGGGUUUAUUAAUUAGCAUCGGUGCUUGGCUGCACUAAAACACACGCACGCACGCACGCACGCACGCACGCACGCACACACACACACACACACACCCUGAGAUAAGAACAGAAACCCUUUCACAAUUAACAAUCAAAGACAUACAUUAUAUAAUAUUUACAUGGUUAUAAAAUAAAAAAGGAAAGAAGUAAUAAUCUUCUAUACAUUGGGCAAUAUAUCUAUAAAUAUGAUUUUUGAUUCUCUGAGAGUGAUCAGUCUCUACAGGUAUUACAGUAUGCUUGGCUUGUCGAUCUCAAUCACAUGCAGCUCUCGGCUUGUUUUGGUAUUCUAGCCAUUCUGCAGAAGACAAAAAAGCAGAGGGUUAAGCUUAGCGAGACUGCCAGUGCAUUGCAGUUAGAUCUUGUGUUUUAUACAUACUGUAUAGAUUGUUCCAGCUAACCAGCCUUCCCCAGGGUCAUGUAGAGCCCCCUGCUGAAAUCCAUUAAACCAAAUCCUUCAGACUGUUAAGAGAGAUGAUUUUCCAAGCAUUUCGGGUGCAAAUCAUCUGCCGUAGACUUCAGGGAUGGAACUGAGACCCCCAUUUCAUAGCAGUGUGAUCCAUUCCUGGUUUUCAGUUUAAUAAUAAGACACAGCUGAGCUUGCUACCUGCACACUGUGUCUGAUCAAGCUCAUAGUAAAAUUCUGGAACGGGUGACACUGCUGUGCAAUAGGAGCCUUAUUUCCAUCUGUGUAGUUAAUGUGAAGAGAUAAUUCUUUUUUUUUUUUGUAUGAGAGCUGUCGGGCGGUGGGGUUCAUGUGAGAAGGGGCAUUAUCACAGUUCUUCCCUACCGGUUCAGGAGGUGUAGAGAGACUCAUCCGAGAACUCCAAAUCCUGUUCAGAGAAACAGAACAAAGUUAUUGAUUGAGAAAGAGAAUAUACAACAGGGAUGGGAAUAAGACUCCCGCUGCACAGCAGUGUGAUCUGCUCCUGGUUUCACUAGGAGUUUAAUAAUAAGACACACCUGAGCUUGUUAGCUAGACACACUGGGGGCUGAUCAAGCUGGUAGUAAAACCUGGACUGGAUCACACUGCUGUGCAAUAGGAGUCUGAUUUCCAUCCCUGUAUAAUAUUAGAUAAAGCUGUAGAAAAAAAAAACACGUACUGUGAAGACUUCUGGUUUGGCAUUUCUUUGUUUUCUGAUUUUACCCUAAAAAAAAAAAAAAAUUCUGUGUCGUAUUUACUUUGCACGUUGUUAGCAAUUGAUGUUAUGUGAUAUUUAAAGCAGUCUCGUUUAUGUUAUUUAACUGCUGGCUGGUCAACAGCGACUUACUGUUUUCUGUGCAACUGUGGGUGGGAUGUUUUCAUAUAGUGACAGGCCAUCAUCAGCUGCAGCAUGUGAACCUGUGAUACAAUGAAAAUUCAGUGUUACAGUAUAUAUAAAAAGAAUUCAAAUCAAUUAUU